Messenger RNA from Mercurialis annua (annual mercury), 2941 nucleotides. RefSeq names its product heat shock 70 kDa protein 17. The coding region runs from base 103 to 2721 and encodes 872 amino acids. The record is from RefSeq and is a predicted model, not a curated record. Gene Ontology annotation, cellular component: endoplasmic reticulum chaperone complex. The transcript has 14 exons. Gene Ontology annotation, biological process: negative regulation of hypoxia-induced intrinsic apoptotic signaling pathway; cellular response to hypoxia; endoplasmic reticulum unfolded protein response. Gene Ontology annotation, molecular function: ATP-dependent protein folding chaperone; ATP binding. Lineage: Eukaryota; Viridiplantae; Streptophyta; Magnoliopsida; Malpighiales; Euphorbiaceae.
CGUCAACCAAACAGAAAAUAAACAUUUUCUUCUCGAAAAUACAGAGGAGCUGCUUUGAUUUUCACUCGCAGUUGCAGAGAAGGAUUUUGUUCGUGAUCGACGAUGAAGUUAUUGAAGUUAGCGUUAAUAUUAUCAUUAUCACUACUUAUUUUAGAUGUAAAUCCAUCAGAAUCAGCAGUAUCAAGUGUAGAUCUAGGAUCAGAAUCCCUUAAAGUAGCAGUUGUCAACCUAAAACCAGGCCAAACCCCAAUCUCCAUAGCCAUUAAUGAAAUGUCAAAGCGGAAAUCCCCUGCUUUAGUUGCAUUCCACUCAGGAGCCCGUCUCCUGGGUGAGGAAGCAGCCGGAAUCACAGCCCGUUACCCUAACAAAGUCUACUCACAGCUCCGUGACAUGUUAGGGAAGCCCUAUAGCCACGUCAAAUCAUUUCUAGAUUCAAUGUAUUUGCCAUUUGAUAUUGUGGAGGAUUCUCGAGGCAGUGUUGGUAUCAAGAUUGAUGAUAAUGUCACUGUUUAUUCGGUCGAGGAAAUGGUGGCUAUGAUUCUUGGUUAUGCCAUGAAUUUGGCGGAGUUUCAUUCGAAGGUGAAGGUGAAGGAUGCUGUGAUAAGCGUGCCGCCUUAUUUCGGACAGGCGGAGAGGAGGGGGUUGGUUCAGGCGGCUCAGUUGGCUGGGAUGAAUGUGCUUUCUUUGAUUAAUGAGCAUUCUGGUGCUGCUUUGCAGUAUGGCAUUGAUAAGGAUUUUUCUAAUGGCUCUAGGCAUGUUAUUUUUUAUGAUAUGGGAUCCGGUAGUACUUAUGCUGCUCUUGUUUAUUACUCCACUUACAAUUCCAAGCAGUUUGGGAAGACUGUGCCUGUUAACCAAUUUCAGGUAAAGGAUGUUAGAUGGGAUGCAGAGCUUGGAGGGCAACUUAUGGAAGCAAGGUUGGUGGAGUUCUUUGCGGAUGAGUUCAAUAAACAAGUUGGAAAUGGGGUUGAUGUCAGAAACUCUCCCAAGGCUAUGGCUAAAUUGAAGAAGCAGGUCAAACGUACCAAAGAAAUCUUGAGCGCAAACACAAUGGCUCCAAUAUCAGUUGAAUCUCUCUAUGAUGAUCGCGACUUCAGGAGUACAUUAACACGUGAUAAGUUUGAAGAACUCUGUGAAGAUUUGUGGGAUAGAUCUCUUACCCCUCUCAAAGAUGUGCUUAAGCAUUCAGGUUUGAAGGUGGAAGAGAUACAUGCAGUAGAGCUUAUAGGAGGUGCCACCAGAGUGCCCAAGUUGCAGGCCAAGAUCCAGGAAUUUCUUGGAAGGAGUGAACUAGACAAACAUCUUGAUGCUGAUGAAGCUAUAGUGCUCGGUGCAGCACUGCAUUCUGCAAAUCUGAGUGAUGGAAUCAAAUUGAACCGUAAGCUAGGAAUGGUUGAUGGUUCUUCAUAUGGGUUUUUUGUUGAGUUAGAUGGGCCUGAUCUUCUCAAAGAUGAGAGCACUAGGCAGUUGCUUGUGCCAAGGAUGAAAAAACUGCCCAGUAAGAUGUUCAGAUCCAUUGUUCAUGAUAAAGAUUUUGAAGUUUCACUUGCUUAUGAUGGCGAAGCCAUUCUUCCCCCGGGCACACUCUCUCCUGUGUUUGCGAAGUAUUCUGUUUCUGGACUGGCAGAUGCAAGUGAAAAAUAUAUGUCUCGAAAUUUGUCCUCCCCCAUUAAAGCAAGUCUGCACUUUUCUCUUAGUCGAAGUGGAAUUCUUUCUCUAGAUCGAGCAGAUGCUGUUAUUGAAAUAUCAGAAUGGGUUGAAGUCCCUAAAAAGAAUUUGACUGCUCCAACCGUAAAUAUAUCAUCUGAAAGUGUGGCCCAAAAUACUUCAGAAGAAAGCACUGAAAACUUGCAUUCUGAUGGGGCUCUUGGUAAUGCAACUGACUCAAAUAUUGAAGAACCAAUUGCCACUGAGCUGGGUACAGAAAAGAAGCUGAAAAAGAGGACCUUUAGGAUUCCUUUGAAGAUUGCUGACAAGACAUCAGGAUCUGGAAUGCCUCUUUUAGAAGAAUCUUUGGCUGAAGCGAGAAGCAAAUUAGAGGCAUUGGAGAAAAAGGAUGCAGAGAGAAGGAAGACUGCUGAGCUGAAAAAUAAUUUGGAAGGAUAUAUAUAUUCAACUAAAGAAAAGCUUGAAACAUCGGAGGAGUUUGAGAAAAUAUCUACUGCUGAUGAACGUAAAUCUUUUAUUGAAAAGCUUGAUGAGGUGCAAGAAUGGCUAUAUACUGACGGUGAAGAUGCCUCUGCUACUGAAUUUCAAGAUCGCCUUGAUUUAUUAAAAGCUAUUGGCGAUCCUUUAUUUUUCAGAUAUAAUGAGCUUACUGCACGGCCUGCAGCCAUUGAGUUUGCACGAAAAUACCUUACUGAGGUGCAACAGAUUAUACAGGGCUGGGAAACAAACAAACCAUGGCUUCCAAAGAAUAAAAUGGAUGAGGUUCAUAAGGAUGCUGACAAUAUAAAGAGUUGGCUAGACGAAAUGGAGACUGAGCAGAAGAAGACAUCAGGAUUCAGCAAACCGGUAUUCACAUCUGAGCAAGUAUACUUAAAGGUGUUCAAUCUUCAAGAUAAGGUUGCCUCUGUCAACAAAAUUCCCAAGCCAAAGCCUAAAGUUGAAGUUAAUAAAAAUGAAACUGAUACCGGGGGCUCACAGAACACUUCCAAUUCAACUCCUGCAAGCGACGAAUCCGAAAAAACCAACACGGAACAAACUCACGAUGAGCUGUGAUUAAGGACACUUAUUGUUUAGCGUAAUUUGAGUUAAAAUGAGAAAUAUACAGCAGAGAUGGAUUGGUCGCUGCGAAUUUCAAUUUUGGAAGACUUGUAGCAUAGCAGAGAUAUUAGGUUAAUCAGCAGUUCUAAAGUAUCAAAUGUAUUGCCCCUUCCGCUAACUGUAACAUCUCUAUUAUUAUUAUUAUACCCAGCCUCUUAUGGGUGUUUUUUGGUAA